AUGUCAAUUGGAGUGGGUUUGGUGGUGGAUUCUGGGAAUCCUGCACCUGCGGAAGAGAAGCUGCUCAAGGUUCAGAGAGUGGCUGCCUGGGCCGGAUCCUCAGGGGGAGGUCUGAAGCAACGAGGGCAGUGCCGGGCAGCGCUGGGUGGUGUGUGGCCAGGCCAGGCGGGGCUGAGGUGGGGCGGGGCGGCGCCCGGAAGGGCGGGGCGUGAGGGGCGUGACCGGGAGGCGGCGGGCCGGGCGCAGCCGGGCGUGGCAGGGAGGCGCACGGGGCUGAACCUCGCAGAAGCCGCGGCGCGCGCCAUUGCAAAGCGGCUGGCAGCGCACCCAGCGCCCGAGCCGGUGUCGCGCCCUCUUGCUGCCUGGCGAAGGCGCGAACGGCCCGUGGAGGCGAGCGCGGGGAUGAGGCGCCGGCGCUACAGCCGCCGUCAGGGCACGAGGACUGCCGUGGGCUCCGUCAAGAUGCCUCCGCCAUGCGAGAGCCGGGCCCUGGCCGCGGUGGAAGGCGCCCUGCGCCACAGCCCUAGCGCGCGCGAGUCGGGGCUCGAGCAGCUGCCAGUGCCUUCGCGCCCACGCCUGCGGGACCUGCUGGCCCUGCUGCGGAGCGGGCUCACACGGGAGGAAGUGCGGCGCCGCUGUGGGCCCGAAUGCAGAUUCUCCCUUGUGGAUUCCAGAUAGAUUAAUUCGACAUGUCCAACAACCCAUUAAGAAAUUACCGGCCCCCGAUGCCUCGGAUGAUGAAAAGGAAAUUGCCACCACUGCCAUCCCCUCAACCGCCGCCAAGGAAUCCCCUCCAUCCAGCUCAGCAUCUACACCACCUCCUGAAGAUCCUCUCAUUGAUCAGCUGGCCCGCCUAUCACUCGUGGGAAUGUCAUCUCAGUAUCAUCAUAAAAGACCAUGGCUGCAUCAACGACCUUCUCAAGCCACACAACGUGGGGCCAAGUCAAGCGUCUCUGUCAUCUCGCCAUGGAUCAUAGUAAAAUCUCGAAAGAUUCCAGUUAUUGCUGAAAACCACUUCCUUGCCAUCUUGGCUCUACUUUCAUGUCAGGUAAUAUUGGUCUCUUCUCAUGAUGCUUAUUGGGCUUAUUUUCCAGAUCCACCAAUUUUACAGGUUGUUACUUGGGAUGAAAUGCCAAUAAGGGUAACUUCUGAUAAACCUAAAGUGCUUGGUGGAUCCUAUUCUCCUUAUCAUACGGGGAAAUAUACAAUUAAUUUUAAUUUUACGUAUUAUGGGCUAACUAGUAACCCACCAAUUUGCUUUAAUUUUCCCCACAAUGAGACUAAAAAAAUGAUGAAUACACAGUCUAAAGUCGGCUGUGUGGGAGCCUCUAAAAAGGCAAUUUUAACUGACUCACCAGCAAAUGGCCAAAAGGCCAGAUAUAUUUGGUCGAUGUUCUUGAGAUUGCCGGGAAUCUUGGAUCCUUAUAGUCAAACUAAAGACAAGGCUCCACCACCUUAUUCUAAGUGUUCAGGACCUCCAUCUAAACCAUCUAAUGAAUCUGAUAAAGUGUGGAAUAUGAUUAAUUAUGAUAUAGGGUACCCACCAUGGAAAUUGUGUACUUAUGACUCUCUCAUUGAUUAUACAAUUGCUGGAGGUGGAAAUGUUACAAUAAAUGAUUGGAGUAAUCCGAAUCCUGAAUAUGAUCCUAAAACUUAAAAAUUAUACCAACAGAUUUGUAAAUUGGAAAAAUUCAGUGGUGCCCUGGCCAGUGAUUGCCUCUAGAUGGCACAACAAUGCCUUAGUCCCUCCAAUGCUAACAUACCGGAGGGACGGGCACGUACAUUGGCAGCCUGACUUACGGAGAGCUGUAGCAGCAACCAGCUCUAUACUUUCAACUCGGCCCAAUAGAACUAUAUUGUACUAUAUUCAGGCUUGUUUACCAUCACCUUAUGCUUUCAUGUAUACUAAUGAUUCCAACAAACUGCAAAUAUAUCCUAAUUACACUGGAGGACCUACAAUAUUAACUUGUGAUCAAUGCAUAUUAUCUACCUGUAUAACUUCUUCUUUUAAUGUUCAAGCCUUUGUUAUUCUUAAAAGACCUCCUUAUCUUAUGAUACCAGUCAAUAUUACGGGUAUCUGGUAUGAUAAUUACGGAUUGCUAGUUCUACAGCAAGUUAAAGAAUUGCUUAGACCUCGUAGGUUGAUUGGACUGUUAAUUUUAGGGAUCUCUGCAUUGAUAGCCUCCAUAGCCUCAGUUACUGUUACCACAGUUUCACUUUCACAGCAAGUGCAUACCGCUGAGCAUGUUAAUGAUCUAUCUAAGAACGUUUCACUUACUCUUGCUACUCAAGAAACUAUUGAUAGAAAAUUAGAAGCUAAAGUAGAUGCUUUAGAAGAAGCUGUAUUACAUAUAGGCACUGAGCUUCAGGCUUUACGUGUCUGUCUCUUUUUUUUUGUUGUUUUUUUGUGUGUGUGUGUCUGUCUCUUAAAUGUCAUGCAGAAUAUAGAUGGAUUUGUGUUACUCCUUUAAAGGUUAAUGAUUCUUCAUAUUCUUGGGACCAAGUUCACAAUCACAUUGUCAGGAUUUGGAAUAGUUCUGAUACUAGUAUAGAUUUAACCAAGCUCCAUUAGGAAAUCAAAGACAUAGACCAAUCUCACCUUGACUUUUCCACUGCUCAAACUGCCAAUGAUUUUUUUACUAGCCUUUCAGAUUUUGUCUCUCACAAUAACCUGCUGUCGUCUAUCUUGGGAAUUGUGGCAUCUAUUUUUAUAGUUGUAAUUUUAUUUCUUCUACUUCCCUGCAUUGUUAGGAUCCUGACGAAGAGCAUCAAAGAGGUCUCUCUGGAACUCCAUUCUGCUCUUCUAAAAAAUGAAAAAGGGGGAGAUGUUGGGAGCCACCGGGAUGCACCCAGUCCGUGACAAGGUCAUGGGACGAGAGAGGAACCUGCAAGGCAGCUCUUCCUCACAUGGGGCUGCCCCGGGGGCCCAAUAUGUCCCCUCCGGAGCUGCCGGGAUGAGAAAGAAGCCUGCAAGGCAGCUCUUCCCCUUGAGGUUGUCCCGGGGACAAGGUCACGGAAUGAGAGAGGAACCUGCAAGGCAGCUCUUCCCCUCAAGGUUGUCCCAGGGGCCCGGUAUGUCCCUUUCUUCCUUCUGUCUUACUGUUGUUGGGCUUUCUAUUAAUUUUUGGAAAUGAUAAUAUAUAGUAAUAAGGCCUCGCUGGAAAAGUCCAAGCCUUUUUGGAAAUGCUCAAGAUUGCUCUGGCUCAGGACACGACCAUAAACAUCAAGUCACAAUAGAAAAGGCCACAGGUAUAGUUUGGCUGCUUGCUUAAAAUAUUAUAAUGUUCUAGAAUAGAAAAGAGUAGAGGUAUUUAGACUUAGAAGUAGAUAUACUGCUUUAGUUUACUUGCUCCUUGUUUGAAAGGGUUUUCACUAUUGCUAUUUCCUUGCUGCUAUUUGUUCAUUGUUUCCCUUUCUUUAAACAACAUGGGAUAUUAUGGGUAUUUUUGUAAAAUUAGAAAAUGGGGUAUGUAGGAUUUUAAUAGAAGAUUUAUAUUAACCAGCUUUACUGCCAUUAUCUUACUAUUAAUAGAGGUGUUUUGCUGCUCUAGAGGUGUUUUUGCUGUUUAAUAGUUAAUCGUUGUAAAUUGAGAUUUUGUGGUUUUAGGUAAAGAAAAAUAUCAGGUUUUUCUCAUGGUACUAUUUUCAGAAAUGUCAAACAUGUUACUGUGACCCUUCCCAUGUAUUGUUUUAUUGUCCAAAGAAUUUACAUUAUACCUGAGAUUUGUGGAACAUUGUUUUUGUUAGAGUAAGAAUGUUAGGCCAUUGAGGCAAGAAGACUAUGUACGGGACAUUAAGUAUAAACCCUGUUAUCGGAAACGUUCUAGAUGAAUGCUUAGGGGAAAAACAUGGAAAAAAAAAACAUUGACAGACGCACAAACCAAUAUCUGAUGUAAUAUGUGGUGAUUUAAGGGAGAGGUAACAUUCAUUCUAUAAAAACUGAGCUAUCCUAAAAAUAAUAAUAAAAAAAAAAGCUACCUCUUCUACACAA
This is a messenger RNA of Dama dama (fallow deer), 3991 nucleotides long. RefSeq lists its product as uncharacterized. Lineage: Eukaryota; Metazoa; Chordata; Mammalia; Artiodactyla; Cervidae. The transcript has 3 exons. The coding region runs from base 1 to 678 and encodes 225 amino acids. The record is from RefSeq and is a predicted model, not a curated record.